UAUUUAUUUUUAUGAAUGAAAAAAAGAAAUGGAAGUUUCUAUUAAAUCAAGCUGAUGUUUCAGUUAAUGCUCGGUUGAGUUGAGUUUCUUUUUCAUUUUCUCUGCUCAUGGCGUAGAAUGUCAAGAAGUUCUGUUUCUUUUCUUUUCCUUCACAUUCUUAGCUUCCAAACGCGGCUUAUAGAAGAAAAUGUGCUUCAAACAAAUUCCAGGCUUUUGCUGUACGUUAAAUUUGUUUAUAGGAUUAAAGAUAGUAUAAAUUAAAGUAUAAGAAUUCACUACCAUUUCUGAUCCUCUGUAGCCGCCGUUUUGCUCAGGGUUUUUGCUACUAUAUGCAUACUAUGCUCGCAUUUGAGGCAGUUUUGGUUACACCAUCAAUUCAAUUAGAUAGAUUGUUUAAGACAUUGUUGAGCAUUUUAUCUAGCCAGUAUUAGGUUAUUUCGUACUUUUGUAUGUUUUUUUUUUCUCCUUGUUUCACUUAAAAGGUUUAUGUAUGAAGUCUUUGCUUCAUUUUUUUUACUUUCUUUUUCAAGAGGUUGAAGUAUUCUAACUCCUCAUUUAUUGCUGUAACAUUAUCUUGUGUGAUUUUUUCUUUUUCAUGUUUGUGCUUGGUUAUAGUGAUUCGAAUUUUUAAUGUCAUUUCUAUUAACUAAGCUUUUAAUUUUUCAUCAGAUCAGUGAAAAAUGCCAGAAAUUCAAUUGGGUGUACACACUAUAAGAUCCCAUGGAGUUAGAGUGGCAAGAAUCCAUAUGUAUGACUGGCUAAUUCUUUUGCUUCUUGUGGUGGUAGACGUCAUUCUGAACCUUAUAGAACCAUUUCACCGUUUUGUUGGAGAGGGGAUGUUGAUAGACCUCAAAUAUCCAUUGAAAGGCAAUACUGUUCCCUUUUGGGCUGUUCCUAUCGUCGCAAUAUUGUUGCCUUUUGCUGUCAUUCUCAUCUACUACUUCAUCAAAAAGGAUGUUUAUGAUCUUCACCACGCCAUGAUGGGCCUUCUAUUUUCUGUACUUAUCACUGCAGUUAUAACUGAUGCAAUCAAAGAUGGGGUUGGCCGUCCACGUCCAGACUUCUUUUGGCGUUGUUUCCCUGAUGGAAAAGGGGUGUUUGAUACUACCACAAGAAACGUUAUGUGCACUGGAGAUAAGAGUGUCAUUAAGGAAGGACACAAAAGUUUCCCAAGUGGGCAUACAUCUUGGUCCUUUGCAGGUCUUACCUUUCUUGCUUGGUAUCAGGCUGGGAAAACCAGGGCAUUUGACCGUAAGGGGCAUGUUGCAAAGCUGUGUGUUGUUUUCUCGCCAAUACUACUUGCUGCUCUAGUUGGAGUUUCUCGAGUUGAUGAUUAUUGGCAUCACUGGCAAGAUGUAUUUGCUGGAGGUCUUCUAGGGAUGACCAUUGCUUCAUUUUGUUACUUACAAUUCUUUCCACCCCCAUAUGAUGUAGAUGGUUGGGCACCUCAUGCCUAUUUUCAGAUGUUGGCAGAGUCUCGAAAUGGCGUUCAGUCAUCCACCAACACAAAUAAUCGUCUCAUUCGGCAGCAAUCGGAGCUUGAAAGUUCAUAUGUCCAAGCUCAACAUGUCAUUGAAAUAUCAGCAGUCGAUAUGCGGGACUCUGGCCCCAUGCUGGAUGCAAUGGAAGGCGGGAGAAGAUACUGACGUGAAAGGCUGCAACUGCAGAGAAAAACACUACCAGAUGUCCAUAUUCUUCAAGAUCAAUAUAUAGGAUGUAUGCGUGCUUGCCUGGGCAAAAAAGAAAAAGAAAAAAGAAUGUGUUCAUUUCAUCAGCAGAUUUUAGAACUCGAACUUUUAACAUGGAACUAACUUGAACCAUCCUCGUUCCUUGGAUUUAUUUUAGAGUUGUUUGGUUGUCAACCAGUGUGUUUUUUUUCGAUGCCUUGGGUUCUGAUAGGGCUAUAGAAGUAGUAACUGAUUUGUUACCCUCUCA
Messenger RNA from Corylus avellana, 1935 nucleotides. Its product is annotated as lipid phosphate phosphatase 2. Gene Ontology annotation, biological process: phospholipid metabolic process; phospholipid dephosphorylation. NCBI's taxonomy places the organism in Eukaryota, Viridiplantae, Streptophyta, Magnoliopsida, Fagales, Betulaceae. Gene Ontology annotation, molecular function: phosphatidate phosphatase activity. The record is from RefSeq and is a predicted model, not a curated record. Gene Ontology annotation, cellular component: membrane.